AUAAUUCAUUGCCACUGGUCUGUAUGUAUAUGACACACUAGAGGCUGUUGUGAAUGUGUGAAAUGCUGAAAUGGGCAAAAAGUAGACAACUUGUAAUAUCAUAACAUUUUCAUUGAAUGGCAACGAAAUCGAAUGUUGUUAUUAUUGAACGAAGGCAAAAGUGAGCACGGGCAUUUGGAGCAGGCGGAACAGAGCGAACGAUAUAUACAUAUAUUGAUUGUGGUGUGCAGUGCAAUUCGGUUUAAUUGGUUUGGUUGGUUCGCGGAACAACAAUAACAACAAAAAACAUCAUCAGCAGCAGAGGCAGCAGUAGCAAGAUAGAAACAAAAACAGCACACAAUGAAAUAAGUACAAUUCGAAUGCAAUUUUACAAGAAAAAUUGAUAGCCAAAACAAUUACGGCCAAUGUGAGUGUGUAGUCUUCUUCGGAUGGAACGGUAAGCCAAACGCCAAACACGGUGACACGAAACAAAACAAAACGAAGACGAAGUCAAAACGAUUACAAACAGAAACCAAACAAGAGACGAGAAGAAACCGAGAGACGCAGCACAGCACAGCGACUACGUCAAGUAAAAUAGCAAUAAACAAUUGAGCUCAAUGUGAAACGUUCAAGUGCAAUACACAUAUGGUAGUGGUGUAGCCGAAGAAAGGUAAUUUUAUCACUCGUCUCUCGCUCUUGCUUGCUUGCCUGACACAAAUGUGAAUGUUCUAUAGAUGCUGAUUAGUGAAGCAAACAAGUUAAAUGUUACUUAGGUUGGCCGAGUGUCAAGUACUUCUAAUCGGUGGUUCCAAGUAGUCAGUUUUAUACGAAACGACGAAUAGAGUCCGUAGAUGAGUAGGCAACGAUGCGUCACUCGACGACUUAGCUGAAAUUUUAUUUACAAUUUAUUUUGUUGAACAAAGUGCCAAACAAACGUAAUGUUUUUAAUCUAAUAUCGCUGUCACGAUUCGGAUAAAUUUGGACCAACCCUCUUGAAACCCUUCAUCGAACGAAAGUGUUCUUCUAAACUAUUCAACAAGUAUAAACAAUAUGGUACGACUGUCAAAUCGCAAAUAAGUGCAAUAGUCGAAAAGUUCUGACUCGAAAUAAGAAGCAACAGUGAACAGCCCAUGCGCCCACAAUAGCCAACAACUGCCACUGGAUGGUUGUCAUUAGAGGAUAGAACAACAGUCAGAGAAAAACACACACACACACACACACACAUACCGUGCAAAUAGUUUAAUGGAAAUCAUUUGAUCGGAACACAUCACAUAAUUCCUGAACAGAAAAAUAAUCAACCGCGAUGGGGAACUGGUUUUCAUGUUUUCAUUCCAAGAAGCCGAAACACUUCAACAAUAGCCGAAAUGCGGACAGUUUCGAUGCGGGCGUUGAAUCACGCUCACCCAUCGACACCGCUCACCAUAUUGAACGGCAAAAAGCUGACGAAAUACUAGCGGAUAGUUCAAUACCCGGUACGGAAGUACGAAAUCACGAAGUGCACAUUGGAAGUAGCGGAGCGAUGGCCACCAGUUCGAUGAGGAAAUCCACAAUUCUAUCGAAUGGUGCCAGCAACGCGACGCAUGAAGUGAACUCUGCUACAGCCAAGGACCACAAUUAUCAGGUAUCAGACAACACCGUGAAUGCUCUAUUCGAAAAAUACAAAGACGAGCAUGAGGAUGCUAUUCUAAUGGAGGGAAUUGAACGGCUGUGCGAAGAUCUAAACUAUAAACCGGAUGAUUUUGCAAUAUUGGUUUUGGCGUGGCGAUUGGAUGCAUCGCAAAUGUGUCGUUUCACAAAGAGUGAGUUUAUUCAGGGAUUACAUGCACUGAAUGCCGAUACCGUUGACGGUAUUCGACUCCGGCUGGAGCAAACGAUCGAAAAGCUUAAAGUCAAUUCGGACAUGUUUAAGCAACUGUAUCGAUUUACAUUUCGUUUUGGUCUCGAGCCCGACAAUCGCAUCGUAUUGUUAGAUAUGGCAAUUAUUUUAUGGCGUCUUGUUUUCACCGUUCACAAACCGGAUAUUUUAGAUAGAUGGCUAGAUUAUUUAGAAAUGCACACAAAUAUACGGGGCAUACCAAAAGAUACAUGGAAUAUGUUUUUAAAUUUUGCCGAAACAUGUGAUAUAACUGCGUACGAUGACACUGAAGCAUGGCCUAGCUUAUUCGAUGAUUUUGUGGAAUAUGAAAAUGAUCGGCUCAAUCAAAAUUUGAUUGCAUCGCCCGACAAUAACACCGACACCGCCAAAAAAGACUCACAAAUCACGGCCGAAACGGUGGCGGUGGUGUCACCACAAAAUUUAUAGUAUUUUAAACGAAUGCAUUCGCAACGGAUCCAUCAUUUGUUGACCAUUUUGCAAGGCAUUUGAAAUGAAAAAGAAAACGGACAAAAUAACGGCGAUAAAUCAAUAAAAAGCGAACAAAAUCCCUGGUGCAGAAAAAAAAAGAGAGAGCAUGCAAGUGAAUAGACACAUUUGCUGAUUCCAAUUCUAUUCGAAGUUCGACUAGAUAGAAUUAAUUAGAUCGAUUUAAAUUUAAUUGAUAGGUUGCAUUGAACCGAUCACCGAAAAAAACAUACACUUAAUUUCCAUGUGUGGGUGUGAUUUAGCCAAUGCAAUUCGCAUUGACACCCAGUUUCCUAUUACCGAUUCUAGAAUAGUUGCGAAUCGUUCGAUUUUUGCACAAGGGACACCAAUUCGCCAAAUGACGUACGCCAACCAAUAUGAACAUAACAAAAUAGAAUCGUUUGCAUUUUAACUUAUAAAAUAGACUAGCUUAGCGAACGUGCAUAUUUAUAAACAUUGUGUUUCAAUACGAAAUUGGUGGCAAUUGACUACUUGCGGUCGUAUUUAAUAAUGACAUUGAACGAUUAGUUUUACUUUGCCCUUUGUUUUAUCAUUAUUAUAUGUUUGUUUUUCUUCAUGUACAUAAUAUAUACAUAUGUAAGAAUAACGCUAGGAAGAUAGUGAGCGAGAGGGAGAGAGAGAGAGAAAAGGUUAGCGAAAUUGCUGUAGACAGAUUUUUUUACAAAUAUUUGGCUUUGGUAGAGCGAGGUUUCGAUUUUUCAAUAAAUGUCAUUUUUGUGUGUUGAAAACAAGAAGAAGAAAACCAAAACAGUCUGCCGAAUGUGGUGUGAAUUCAUGGUCUACAUUCGUAAUAUUGUGCGAAUUAAAGAGAUAAAUUUCUUUAGAAAUAAAAGAAUAGACAGAAAAAAAAUGUGCCACGCUGAACAAUACAAAUCAGUAAAUCAGUUUUGAAGUUUUAAAGGCCAUUCAACUACACAAAGCAAAUGGAUCAUAUCUUUGACUAUUUUUGGUUAUUGUCUUUUUCUUUUCCUUUCCUCAGACAAAUCAUUUUCAUCAAAUUAACACAGUUAAUUUAAACUUGAGUUCAGUAUGGCACAUUUCUUGUAUAGGCCUAUAAUUUUGUAUGCAA
Molecule: messenger RNA, 3410 nt
Organism: Sitodiplosis mosellana (orange wheat blossom midge)
Lineage: Eukaryota; Metazoa; Arthropoda; Insecta; Diptera; Cecidomyiidae
Gene: SCCRO3
Product: DCN1-like protein 3
Exons: 4
Coding region: 1283-2281 (332 amino acids)
Biological process (GO): protein neddylation; positive regulation of ubiquitin-protein transferase activity
Cellular component (GO): ubiquitin ligase complex
Molecular function (GO): cullin family protein binding; ubiquitin conjugating enzyme binding; ubiquitin-like protein binding
Source: RefSeq, a predicted model, not a curated record